Messenger RNA from Rodentolepis nana, 1554 nucleotides. The record is from the annotation of a GenBank genome assembly. Lineage: Eukaryota; Metazoa; Platyhelminthes; Cestoda; Cyclophyllidea; Hymenolepididae.
AUGCCUCUUAACAUCAAAGGCCGUAAAGUUGUUAAACAAAAGGGAAAAUCUAAAUCAAAUAAACUUAACAGGAAAGACUGGAAAGCUGAUUCGCGCCUAAAGUCUGAAAGGAGCUGCGACACGCCUACUGAAGUCAGUGUCGAUUUAACAAAUCCAAAACCCUGUUCAGAAAGCGAUGCAUACACUGCCUCACUUAGCUCCCGCGAUACUUGUAUGCAAUCUCCAGUGCCCACCAAAGGCCAGAAUAGCAUCUCUCCAGUUAAAAAUGUUUCACUAAAAUAUCAAUCACUUGGCAAAAAAAUAAAAGCUGCUCAGAUUUCCAAGCGAUUUCAAAAAGCAAGUAAAAUAUUUACUAAAGCAGCCGGUUUUGGAAACACUGGAGGAAAAGGUUUGGUAGCAAAUGGCAAACAAGGAAAUGAAUUUCGGAGGGCAAAUUCACCCCUAGACAAUGGAUGUCUCAAUGAAAAGGGAAAAACAAAUCCAUUAGGACAGAUUUACUUGAACAGAACUGGCAAGAAGGAAAAAGAGGACAGGUCUAUUACGGAAUCCUCUCUACAACAAAAUGAAGUUACUAAAAAAAUUCAGGUUAUGAAGGAUCAGCUCAAUGAACUGGAACAAACGGUUAAAUCACACUGUAAUGUUGGUGCUUCUGUUUCGAAACGUGGUAACGAAGUAGAUGGAAUUGGGAGUCAGUUACCUAAUAAAUUCCAACCGACACAAUGUUUGAACAAAGGCACGGAGCAAAGUAACAAUCCAAAUGAGGAUGUUAGCAAUCUCAUUUUGGACAAAGAGGAAUCACUAAAGCCUCUGGUUGACGAAGUCACAAAUGGCACGAGGGAUGAUAAUUGCAUUGAUACUCAAGCCAACGUGGAUGAGCAAGAAUUAAAUAUCUUAUUAAAUAUGCAAUUGAUGAUGUCAGGAGAUAAAUGCAAUGCAGCUCAGGAAAGGGUUACUUAUUUUUUAGAACAACUACGGAUUUUAUUAGAAAAUGAUUUGAACGAAAAUCCGGAUGAGUUAUCACAACAUCUAGCUUCAAAUACCACAGAAGAGGAGCCCUCCGUCUCAACUACUAAUAUUUUGCAAACUUCAAGAACUACUCCCCAAAAGGCUCAAACACUAGGGUUUGACAAUAAUUAUCGAAAAGAAGUUAUGUUAUUAUUGGAGGAGAUCAUUUCAAUUUUGGAGACCCUAAAGCGCUGCCAAGUAGAAAAACAAAAUGGUAACUUAGCCCAAAAUGUCAAAUCCACUCCCCGACUUCGUAGCCUGAUUGCACAAUUAAAGUCGGCUAUUCGAUCAUUUAAUCCAAAUCCAUCAAUGUCAGAAACAAGUGAUGUAUUAGGAGAAUUACGUUACUUGAUUGAUGUAUUGGGGGGAAUUUUGCAGAAUGGGUGCAUCAACCAGGAAAACUUGGUGAAAACUGGACAAAUUUUGUGUUAUAUAGAUGAUGAAUUUCAACAACAGGGUAAUCUCUCUUACCCUUUGGAUGCAAAUAUUCGAAAUGUAAUGGAAAUUAUUAAAACAAAACUAGUGCAUCCCCCCAGCAGUCUCCAAUAA